Messenger RNA from Amaranthus tricolor (Joseph's coat), 2377 nucleotides. Its product is annotated as pescadillo homolog. The coding region runs from base 497 to 2242 and encodes 581 amino acids. The record is from RefSeq and is a predicted model, not a curated record. NCBI's taxonomy places the organism in Eukaryota, Viridiplantae, Streptophyta, Magnoliopsida, Caryophyllales, Amaranthaceae. Gene Ontology annotation, biological process: ribosome biogenesis; maturation of LSU-rRNA from tricistronic rRNA transcript (SSU-rRNA, 5.8S rRNA, LSU-rRNA). The transcript has 13 exons. Gene Ontology annotation, molecular function: RNA binding. Gene Ontology annotation, cellular component: PeBoW complex; nucleolus.
AAAUAAAUAAAUAAACAAAUAAAUAAAAUAAAUAGGUUGAGUUAGGGUAUUACUCCCUCCCUCACUCAAUUCACACGCCUCCCUUCCCCUUUCCUUUUUCCUUCUUUCUUUCCCUCCUUCCUUACCUUCUCCCUCUACUGUGCCGCCAGGGCUGGCUGUUGUGCCGCCCCUUGUGACUGCCGGCCAGUUGCACGGCACCUCCUGCAAGAUUCCCCAACCCCUGGCCUUGGAUCUCCACCCUCACCACAGCAGCUGCGCUGCGUUUUUUUCAACCGGCAGCCACACCACAGUGAACAGCCGUCCACCCUUCCACCACCAGCAACCGCUUCACUCCCUGUGGCCAGCAACUAGCGGCUGUGACAGAAGCAGCCCUGAGACGUGACUCCAUCCACCACCACACUAACCACUCUUCUCUCCACCCCUUUCUCUUGUUCACCUAAUUUUAUUUUAGAGUUCAAGAAUCAGAAAGCAAGGUUUUCCUAUCUAGAAGACAACCAUGCCGAAACAUUACAGACCUCCGGGCAAGAAAAAGGAAGGAAACGCUGCCAAGUAUGUUACUCGUUCCCAGGCCGUCAAGCAACUUCAAGUCACUCUUCCUCUCUUCAGGAAACUAUGCAUUUGGAAGGGUAUAUAUCCUCGAGACCCUAAGAAGAAAAUCAAAGGAAAUCAUCAAACUUACUAUCAUACCAAGGAUGUAGCUUUCAUCCUUCAUGAUCCCCUUCUGAAUAAACACCGUGAAAUCAGAGCCCAUGAGAAGAAGAUUAGAAAAGCAAGGGCUAAGAAGAAUAUGCAGCGUGCUUUUCGUCUUGAACAAAACAAACCCACUUACAAUUUAGAUAGGCAAAUCAUUGAGAGGUACCCAAGGUUUAUUGAUGCACUAGGAGAUUUGGAUGAUGCUCUUACCAUGGUUCACCUCUUUGCUGCUUUGCCAACAUUACAGAAUGAACAAAUUGAUGUAAAGCGUAUCCAUAAUUCACGUAGGUUAAGUUAUGAAUGGCAAGCAUACAUUGCUCGUACUCACAAGCUGCGCAAAACUUUCGUUUCAGUGAAAGGGAUUUAUUAUCAGGCUGAGGUGCAGGGACAAAAAAUAGUUUGGGUAGUUCCCCAUUCACUACAACAAGUCGUGACUGCUGAUGUUGAUUUUAAAGUGAUGUUAACAUUUGUGGAAUUCUAUGAGACACUUCUUGCUUUUGUGAACUUCAAACUUUACCACUCCAUAGGUGUGAAGUAUCCACCAAUUUUGGAUCCUCGCUUGGAAUCAUUAGCAGCAGAUCUAUAUGCACUCUCAAGAUACAUUGCUACUAAACCCGAGCAACAAGACAAACAAUUACAAGGACAUCCAGAUGAAUCAGAGCUAAAGCUUGCACAACUUCAUCAUCAGCUCGCAUCCAAUGAGCCUGGAGCCUUGAUGCAUCUUGUUGAAGAAGCCGAGAUAGAGGAUGAUGGAGAUGAAGAAACAAAGGAGUGCAAAUCUCUUUUUGAGAACAUGACGUUCUUUUUGACCAGAGAGGUUCCAAGGGAGCCGUUGCUUUUUGUCAUCUCGGCCUUUGGUGGGAAGGUUUCUUGGGAGGGAGAUGGAGCUCCAUUUGGGGAGUCUGAUCCUAGCAUUAGUCAUCAGAUUGUUGAUCGGCCAACUCAGAAUCACAUGUUCCUUUCUAGAGAAUAUAUUCAGCCACAAUGGGUCUUUGAUUCCGUAAAUGCUCGCAUAAUACUGCCAACUGAGGAUUAUGUGGUGGGAAGGAUUCCUCCUCCACAUUUGUCUCCCUUUGUUGAUAAUGAGGCAGAAGGGUAUAUCCCUGAUUAUGCACAAAAGAUCAAGCAACUGCAGGCUGCUGCUAGGAAACAAGUACUGCCAGUACCUGCUGUUGGAAAUGAAGAUCAGGAUGACAUUCAGGACCCACUAUUGGAAGGCAUUGCUGAUCGUGUGGAAGCAAACAAGGCAGCUGAAAGAAAGCAAAAGAUGUUGAGUCUUGAAAGACAAUAUCACGAAGAGUUGAAAAUGGAACUUGAAGGUGUCAGCCAUUCUGGUCCCAAGCAGCCGAGUACUAAUGAAAACGUAGAGUCUCGUGAUCAAGAGCAAACUGAUGUGGUUGAUGACGAAGCCGAGGACAUGUCAAAAUCUUUAAUGUCACGCAAGAAAAGAGGGCUUUAUGAGUCGAUAGUUAUUCAUAAUCAACGCAAGAAAGCUAAGAUUAAAAAGCUCGAGUCCAGGAAACAAAAACUUGAAAAAAACCGAAAGUGAGCAACAAAUUGAAGGAAGAGAAAUUUUGCCUAGUAGUAACUUUCGUAUUUGUAUCUCAGAUCCACUUUGCUUUUUAAUUAUAAUAACAGUUAAUUUGAAAGUAUUUUUACAAAGGUUUUUGGUUGUACUUUGUUG